AUGCAGAUUUCUCUCCAAACCCAAGUAUUUUCCUUCACUUUCCUUCUUCUUGUUCUUCUUCUUUUCCCACUGCUCUCCAAGUCUCAGCUAACUCCAAGUGAAUCAAGAACUCUCCUUGAAAUCCAGAAGCAGCUACAAUAUCCACAGGUUCUUCAACCAUGGACCAAUACAGCCAAUCUCUGUCACGUUCCUCCUUCUCCUUCCUUCAGAAUCACUUGCUUCAAUGGUCACGUAACAGAGUUAACCGUCGCCGGAAACAGAACCAGUAGUAAGCUCUCCGUAAGACUUGACAAACUCUUCACUCUUCUUACAAAACUCUCAAGCUUAAAGACUUUGUCUCUCACCUCACUCGGAAUCUCUGGUCCUCUCUCUCCUAAUAUCAUCACCAACUUAUCACCGUCUCUCGAAUCUCUCAACCUCAGCUCUAAUCUCAUCUCCGGCAAAAUCCCAAAAGAGAUUUCUUCUUUGAAGAAUCUGAAGAGCCUUGUUUUAUCAGACAAUCUGUUCGACGGUUCUGUCUCUGAUCUCAGAGGUUUGUCGAAUCUCCAAGAGCUGAAUUUGGGAGGUAAUAAUCUCGGCCCUGAAGUUCCUUCACUCCCAAGUAACCUCGUCACUGUUUCAUUGGCGAACAACUCAUUCAGAUCCAAGAUUCCAGAACAGAUCAAGAAGCUGAAUACGCUUCAAAGUCUAGACCUUUCCACCAACAAAUUCACAGGGUCGAUUCAAGAGUUUCUGUUUUCGCUUCAUUCUCUUCAAAAUCUCAAUUUGGCUCAGAAUCUGUUAAGCGGGUCACUUCCAAAUUCUUCUUGCAGCUCCUCAAAGGUUAAGACUUUAGACGUUUCUCACAAUCUUCUAACCGGAAAGCUUCCUGCUUGCUACUCUUCCAAGAGUUUUAGGAAUCAGACAGUGCUCUUCUCAUUCAACUGCUUGUCUUUGACUGGGACUCCUAACGCCAAGUAUCAGCGUCCGCUUUCGUUCUGUCAAAACCAAGCAAGCAAAGCAAUAGCUGUGAGACCUGUCCCAAAUGCUGAAGAGGAAGAUUCUGCAGAAGGCAAACUCGGUUUCUUGAUUUUGAUCCUCAUCGGCGUCGUCAUCCUUGCAGGAGUUUUGGUUCUGUUGGUUAUAGUUGUCCUAAGAAGAAGAAGAUCAAGAUCAGAAGAAGAUGAUACUUUUGAAGUAAACAGCUACAAUAACAACGAGAGACACGGCUCUGAUAAAGUCUCAGUUUCCAGCACCACAACCACCAGCUCUAAGUCACUACCAGAUUCAAGACGUGUUCCGCAGACAAUGAGAUCUGCAGUGAUCGGUUUGCCACCGUACCGGAUUUUCUCCUUGGAGGACCUAGAAGAAGCGACUAACGACUUUGAUGCAGCAAGUCUCUUCUCCGAACAGUUGUACAGAGGUUGUCUCAGAGAAGGCAUAGAAGUGACAGUGAGAUGUAUCAAGCUGAAGCACAAGAGUUUGCCACAGAGCUUGGCUCAACAGAUGGAAGUUUUAUCAAAGCUAAGGCAUAUGCAUUUGGUCAGUGUUCUUGGACAUUGCAUUGCCAGUAACCAAGACCACAAUCAACACACUGGAAACACCAUCUUCAUUGUCCAAGAAUAUUUCUCAAACGGGUCGUUGAGAGACUUCCUCACAGAUGGUAGGAAAAAAGAAGUGCUGAAAUGGCCUCAGAGAAUGUCAAUCGCCAUAGGAGUGGCUCGAGGGAUACAGUUCUUGCACAUGGGAGUAGCACCAGGAAUCUUUGGGAACAAUUUGGAGAUAGAGAAUAUCUUGCUCGAUGAAACACUCACUGUUAAAAUCAGUGGCUACACCAUUCCUUUACCAUCCAAGGUUGGAGCAGAGAGCCCUCUUAAUGCCAAAAGUCCCCGGAGCAAGGAGGAGGGGGAGAAAGAAGACGUGUACCAGUUUGGAGUGAUACUACUUCAGAUCAUCACAGGCAAAGUAGUGGCUGCAGGAUCUUCAGAGAUGGGAAGUUUGAAGCUUCAGCUGGAGAAUGGUUUGAGAGAUGAAGCAUCGGUGCUGAGCAGCUUAGUAGAUCCAUCUGUUAAAGGAUCAUAUGCGUAUGAGUCGCUGAGGACGACAGUGGAAUUUGCUAUCAAUUGUCUUUGUGAAGACCAGAGCAAGCGGCCGUCGAUAGAAGAUGUUGUAUGGAAUCUGCAGUAUACAAUUCAAGUGCAGCAAGGAUGGACAACAAACAGUGGGCAUCAUGAAUAUGCCAUGAAGGCAAUAUAUGAAUGA
Messenger RNA from Microthlaspi erraticum, 2241 nucleotides. The record is from the annotation of a GenBank genome assembly. Lineage: Eukaryota; Viridiplantae; Streptophyta; Magnoliopsida; Brassicales; Brassicaceae.